AUGACGAAUCUCGACGUUCUCCCCAAUGAACUCGUCUGUGCGAUUUUCCUGCACUGUGAAUGUCCGCUGCAUUUCCUCCGGCUCUCUCGUUCGAUUCGGGCACGCAUCACCGACUCGGUAGUCGCAAAAUACCUGCUGAAAUGGCGGGGAUCCGACCAAGCACUGUCCAUCCUGUUGAGCCCUGCGUCUCAGGCACUGCCGGUCGAUCAAGACCAGAGCCAAGAGCCAACCCCGUCGGGCCAGCCGCCACCGCUGAAGGACAUGGAAACUCUUGCGGCCUACAACGCCCUGCUUCCCGUCCUCGUCCGACUGGGCGCCGAUGUCUUGAGCUGCGAUGGUGCGCUGUUGCGGUAUGCGCUACAAUCCGGUCGCUUCGAUGUCCUGAAGCUUGCACUGCACAAUAUUUGGCCGGUGUAUGCACCCGAAACGAUCCAGCGGACGUGGAGAGACUGCCUACAGUACGUUGCCUCUCAGCCGGAUCGCAACCGAGACAAACGAGACGACACCGACGAUGCUCGGUCGAACCUGGAUGACCUUGCUUCUGCGAUCAACUCUGGGGUGGCCAAGGGCUUUGUCUCACAUGCGCUUCUCGACGAGCUCCUGAUCCGCACAGCGCAGACCGGUCGACUGCCCGUCUUUCGGCUCUUUGUCGAGGCCGGCGGCAACCCAAACGCCCACUUGGACUCGCCUCUGUGCGUCGCCGCCAUUCACGGGCAGCUCUCGAUUGUCCGGUACCUGCUCGAGUGCAUCCCAGCCACCAACGUCCACGCCCAGGAUCACUUUGCCAUCCGCAAGGCGGCCGAGUCCGGCCACCUCGACAUCGUCCAGCUUCUGUUGCAGCACGGUGCCGAUGCAAGCGCAUGGACCAGUGCCGCUCUUGGGGCCGCCGUCCGGAGCAACUCGGUUGAGAUGGUCAAGUUGAUUGUGUGUAAAGGUGUUAAGAUCUACCCGUUUGUUAUCCGGAUGGCAUCCCACUUUGGAUUCAAGGAGAUUGAAGACAUUCUCAAGGCAGCGGCCUCCCCGGUUCUGGUCUGAGGCUAUUCGCCACAGUAGUGUUCUGGGGGCAUUAUGGCGACCAAUCGAUUUCGAUGUGCAUCCCACUAGUCGAUGCAUUGAAUCCGCCUGCCCCUCGCCUUCUGACAGCCGCACUUUGGCAGUAUUGCGACCACUGCUCUGUCUGAUCUACACA
This is a messenger RNA of Polychytrium aggregatum, 1189 nucleotides long. RefSeq names its product ankyrin repeat-containing domain protein. Lineage: Eukaryota; Fungi; Chytridiomycota; Chytridiomycetes; Polychytriales. The transcript has a single exon. Bases 1 to 1035 code for a protein of 344 amino acids. Gene Ontology annotation, molecular function: protein binding. The record is from RefSeq and is a predicted model, not a curated record.